Sabethes cyaneus is the source of this 1341-nucleotide messenger RNA. RefSeq names its product zinc finger protein 329 (gene nerfin-1). Gene Ontology annotation, cellular component: transcription repressor complex; nucleus. NCBI's taxonomy places the organism in Eukaryota, Metazoa, Arthropoda, Insecta, Diptera, Culicidae. The record is from RefSeq and is a predicted model, not a curated record. Gene Ontology annotation, molecular function: RNA polymerase II cis-regulatory region sequence-specific DNA binding; DNA-binding transcription repressor activity, RNA polymerase II-specific. Gene Ontology annotation, biological process: neuron differentiation; negative regulation of transcription by RNA polymerase II; regulation of cell cycle process. Bases 1 to 1341 code for a protein of 446 amino acids. The transcript has a single exon.
AUGGCUUCAUCGCAGCUCCAAAUACGCCCACCAAUGGGUCUCCUGACAACAGUGGCCGAUUUGCCGCCAAGCUACAAAGCGCAAUACAUUCGCUCUACGACCAAACUCACCCCCGAGUCGCCGCUUGAUUUGACUGUUAAGCAAACCUUCGGUGGAGCAAUUACGCCACCCUUGACGCCUUCACCGCUGAAGAAACGCUAUCGUGAGGAAAACGAUGAGAAUUAUGACGGAAAUCGUAUCAAAAAGGUUAAAAUCGAACCGAAAGAGCCCGAUGAGAAGGAAUCAACUCCAUCGAAACCAGUCAAAACAGGUCCUACUCAUAGAAGCUCGAAAAAUCCGCCAGCAAUGGGACCAAUUUCAAAGGAACGCCGCACAAAAGCAGCCCGAAAGUUGAAAUUUGACGAAGAGACCACAUCGCCCGUCUCCGGAACAAUUAUAAUAUCGCUGGAGGAGGUCAUCAACAGUGAUAUUCCUAGAGAAUCUGGAGAUAUCGAUCCGCAGUUCAAUCUAGUAGAGAUAUCAGAUGAAGUUCGUGCUGAACUUGCUACUAUUCCAAACGUAAUCGGUGCCUAUAAUUGUAAACUGUGUCGCCUGGAGUUCGAAGAUGCCUUUGGUCUCGCCCAGCACCGCUGUGCGUGUAUCGUUUUGUUAGAAUAUCGUUGUCCAGAGUGCAGUAAACGUUUCAAUUGUCCAGCAAAUCUGGCAUCGCAUCGUCGAUGGCACAAACCUCGCGACCAAGUAGCGAAGAAAGGUGAUGCGGAAAAAUCUGGUGAUGAUUCUGAGUGUAAAUACCGCUGUGAGCAAUGCAACAAAACGUUCAAACGCCCUGCCUAUCUAAAGAAGCAUCAGUUAACACAUAAUAAAACUAAAAACAAACCUAAACAUAAUCAAUCAAGUGCCGAAUGCGAGCCAAAUGCCAGAAGCAACAAUGUGACUGGGUAUCCCAGCAGCAGCGGUGAGGAAUCAAACAAUUCCGCCGACAGUCGCAAUACUGUCUACGUAAGCCAUAUGACUGAAGUGCCGCAAGCUGUGUUCACCGUCGUGGCCAGUGAACCUCCCCAACGUACCGAUCUGCUUCAUCAUAAUUACCACGCACAACUAUCCGGUCCAUCGUCGCAACAUUCAACCACUACCACUGAGUAUAAUACAAUAGAGGAAGACGAUGACUACGAGGAACGUGCUCUAGUAAUCAACGAAGAUUACCAGGAACAGGAAAUGGAGGAGAUUCGUUCGGCUUACUGCGAUCGAUUCACGGAAGAAGAAAACAUUGCAGCGGCAGCUUUGGCUCAUCUACGUAAUGGUCCAUCGGUGAUCCGACAUACCACCGCUCUGGUUGUCUAA